Messenger RNA from Physcomitrium patens, 1299 nucleotides. Its product is annotated as nuclear transcription factor Y subunit C-2. Gene Ontology annotation, cellular component: nucleus. Gene Ontology annotation, molecular function: protein heterodimerization activity; transcription cis-regulatory region binding. Lineage: Eukaryota; Viridiplantae; Streptophyta; Bryopsida; Funariales; Funariaceae. The record is from RefSeq and is a predicted model, not a curated record. Gene Ontology annotation, biological process: regulation of DNA-templated transcription.
ACGUCGACAAUGUGUGGCGGGAUUUGGCAUCAAGUCGCGCACUUGCACAGGCAGAAGUGUUUCGUGUUCGCGGCGGAUUGAAAGUCCCGAGUCCUGCCAGCCAGCGAGCGCCAUUGCCAACAAAUGGCCAUCCAGCAUCCCCACAUGCCGCCCUCGUCCGCGCCCCAGAUGGCGCCGCACCCGGGGCCAGUCAUGCCCUUGCAGAUGCACUAUCAGGCUCAAGGCCAGCAGCAGACGCAGCUCCAUUAUCAGCAAAUUCAGAAGCAGCAGCUGUCCCAGUUCUGGGCCCAGCAAAUGCAGGAGAUGGAGCAAGUCAAUGAUUUUAAAACUCACCAGCUGCCACUCGCGCGCAUAAAGAAGAUCAUGAAGUCCGAUGAAGAUGUUAAGAUGAUCGCAGCAGAAGCUCCGGUGCUAUUUUCUAAAGCUUGCGAGAUGUUUAUCUUGGAAUUGACGCUUCGUUCUUGGAUUCACACUGAAGAGAAUAAAAGACGAACACUUCAAAGAAAUGAUAUUGCUGGCGCUAUCACUAGAGGCGACAUUUUUGACUUCCUUGUAGACAUUGUUCCACGUGACGAGUUAAAGGAAGAAGACUUGGGUGUUCCAUGGUCUGGAGUUCCAGGGAUUCCAGCUGAGGGGGUGCAAUAUGGAGGAAUGUACUACCCUCCCAUGCCCGGGCAGCCAAUGCAUCAUCCUAUGGGAGCCCCUGAGAUGAUGGUCGGCCAGCCAGGCAUGCCACCAAACCCACAAAUGAUGUAUCAGCCACCACCGGCUGCUUUCGCGCCGGAGCAGCAGCAGCAACAGCAGCAGCAGAUGCAGUAACCUCAGGAGAAUGCAAGAACUUCUGAGCUCUGAGAUACAGGGCUCUUGAACCAAGUGGCUAACGUCACAUGCAGCGGUACUCAUCGUAAUGGUAUUAUUAAUUGUCACUACAAGGAAGGAGGAGUCGCAACAUGCAGGUGUAUUCUUGUCAUAUCGACACUUUUGGGUUUAGCAUUAAAUUAUAUUUGAGUAGCUUGCACAUCUUAACUGUAAACAUCGACAUAAAUGAUUCUCAGUUCUACUCAUUGUAGCUAUGAAGGUAUUUAUUUAAGCACCGUAACUAGCGCAGGGAAUAUCACGCAAACUUUGUGAAUCUAUAGAUUACUGCCCGCCGGCCAAGUAUUAGCAAUUGCAGAAUUUCAUUUAAGUUCAGGUUGAAGGCGUAAGUAUCCAUUAUCCUAGCAUUGGUAAUUUUCUCAUCGUCCUGUUUUUUCUUCUUUAGACUUUUGUAUAAGUAAAACUUUUGGAUUCUAAUCUACA